AUGGAGACCGAAAUGGAGAUUGAUAGCCCAAGAGGAACGAAAAGAAAGGCUGGCGAAGCGUCGUUGGCUGAAGCAGGCCCUCGCCGCAUCAAGGCUUUGGACCAAGACGUGGUGAACAAGAUUGCUGCAGGAGAGAUCAUUGUGGCGCCGGUUCAUGCUCUGAAAGAGCUAAUCGAGAACGCCGUCGAUGCAGGAUCAACAGCGCUCGAGGUCCUGGUGAAAGAAGGUGGCUUGAAGUUGUUGCAGAUCACCGACAACGGCCAUGGUAUCGAGAAAGAGGAUUUACCUAUCCUUUGCGAAAGAUUUACUACCUCGAAACUGAAGAAGUUCGAGGACCUCGGAAACAUUGCCACGUACGGGUUUCGAGGUGAAGCACUGGCCAGUAUAAGCCACAUAGCACAUUUGACCGUCACAACAAAGACAAAAGGCUCUAAUUGUGCCUGGCGUGCUCACUAUGAUGGAGGGAAGCUGGCACCUGCGAAACCCGGCCAGCCGGCUGAGCCAAAGCCUACAGCUGGGCGAAACGGCACGCAAAUCACAGUAGAAGAUUUGUUUUAUAACGUACCUACACGUCGUAGGGCUUUCCGCUCUGCUUCCGAGGAGUAUAACAAGAUCAUUGACAUGGUCGGACGAUAUGCAGUCCAUUGUCAAGGUGUUGCCUUUUCUUGCAAGAAGCAUGGAGAUUCUGGAACAUCCAUUGCUGUCCAGUCAGGGACAUCUACAAUUGACCGCGUCCGACAAAUCCAUGGCGGGAGUGUCGCAAAUGAGUUGAUCGAGUUUGCCACGUCCGACGACCGCUAUGGACUCAAAGCAGAGGGUUUGGCAACAAACGCAAACUAUCACAUCAAGAAGACAACUCUACUGCUAUUUAUAAACCACCGAUCAGUGGAAUCGUCAAACAUCAAAAAAGCAAUCGAGCAGACCUACUCAACCUUCUUGCCGAAGAAUGGACACCCUUUCGUUUAUUUGAACAUUGAAAUCGACCCGCAACGAGUAGAUGUAAACAUCCAUCCAACGAAAAGAGAGGUCAACUUCUUGAACGAAGACGAGAUUGUACAGGCUAUCUGCGAAAAUGUUCGGGACAAACUUGCUGCUGUGGACACCAGUCGUACGUUUAUGACACAGACGCUUCUUCCGGGUACCGUUCUCCCCAGUGAUCUGCCUCAGCCAGAUGUGGAUGGUCCGACUAAGAAACCGGCCGCCAAAGGCAAGGCUCCUGUACGACCCUAUGAAAAUAACUUGGUGCGCACUGACGCCUCACUCCGUAAGAUCACUAGCAUGUUCCAGCCAGCAAAUGCAGAGAGUCCAGCUGUGGAACAAGCUGACGAGAUGGGGCCCCAAUAUGAACAUGCGGAUCGGGAGGCGGUCGUUUGCCGCUUGACAAGCGUACGGGAGCUUCGUGGUGCUGUUCGUGAUGAUAUGCAUCAUUCUCUCACCGAGGUCUUUGCAGGUCAUACCUUCGUUGGCAUCGUUGACGAAAGACGGCGCCUGGCGGCGAUGCAAGGAGGCGUAAAGCUUUACUUGGUUGACUAUGGUCGUGCUUGUUCUGAAUACUUCUACCAAGUAGGUCUGACCGAUUUUGGCAACUUUGGAACAAUUCGCUUCCAGCCCGCUCUGGAUCUACGCGAGAUCUUGUCCAUUGCAGCAGAGCGUGAGAAAGCCACUGCAGCAGAAGGAGAACUUGCAGAUGAUGACGAUUUCGAUGUCGAAGAGGUCGUAGAGACCGUAGCAGAGCAGAUUAUUGAGCGACGAGAAAUGCUGCUCGAAUACUUCAGUCUUGAGGUAUCGCCAGCAGGCGAGCUGAUCAGCAUUCCACUUUUAACGAAAGGCUAUACUCCGUCCAUGGCCAAGCUUCCUCAAUUUCUACUUCGACUUGGGCCGCACGUGGACUGGACUGAUGAGCGAGCUUGCUUUGGGACAUUCCUGCGAGAGUUGGCUAGUUUUUAUGUUCCGGAGCAGCUUCCACCUCUGCCAGGCAAUGCAGAGCAGUUGGAGGCGGAGAACAUAUCAGACGAGAUAAAGUCCAGAAGAGCACAUGUGCGACGCGCUGUUGAACACGUUUUCUUUCCUGCUUUCAAGGCAAGACUUGUGGCUACAAAAUCAUUGAUGAACGGCGGGGUGUUGGAAUUGGCCGAUCUCAAGGGACUUUACAGAGUCUUCGAGCGUUGUUGA
This is a messenger RNA of Truncatella angustata, 2172 nucleotides long. Its product is annotated as putative DNA mismatch repair protein. Gene Ontology annotation, molecular function: ATP binding; ATP hydrolysis activity; mismatched DNA binding. Gene Ontology annotation, cellular component: MutLalpha complex. Gene Ontology annotation, biological process: mismatch repair. Bases 1 to 2172 code for a protein of 723 amino acids. NCBI's taxonomy places the organism in Eukaryota, Fungi, Ascomycota, Sordariomycetes, Amphisphaeriales, Sporocadaceae. The record is from RefSeq and is a predicted model, not a curated record. The transcript has 3 exons.